This is a messenger RNA of Diospyros lotus (date-plum), 2420 nucleotides long. Its product is annotated as probable L-type lectin-domain containing receptor kinase S.7. The record is from RefSeq and is a predicted model, not a curated record. Gene Ontology annotation, biological process: protein phosphorylation. The coding region runs from base 178 to 2211 and encodes 677 amino acids. Gene Ontology annotation, cellular component: plasma membrane. Lineage: Eukaryota; Viridiplantae; Streptophyta; Magnoliopsida; Ericales; Ebenaceae. Gene Ontology annotation, molecular function: protein kinase activity; carbohydrate binding; ATP binding. The transcript is spliced from 2 exons.
UUUUCCUUUUUCUUUUCUUUUCUACCACGCGCCCAUUCCCCCAACCGUUUCAAACCCAUUUUCCCACCACCACCUGGUCCACCUCCACUUCUCUCUCUCUCUUUCUCUCUCUCACGAACCCCAAAACCAGAACUCCAAGAUCUCUGUAAUUCUUCUUCCAUUGAUUUCUCCCAAGAAAUGCAUCCAAGAAACCUCCUCGUUUUCUUGCUUCUUCUCUUCCUCUUCUUCCCAAACCCAAAUCUGGCUUCGCCGGAAAACCUGAGCUUCGACUUCCCCGUCUUCACUCUCCGGAACCUCACCCUCCUCGGCGACGCCUACCUCCGCGACGGCGUCGUAGGCCUCACCCGCGAGCUCCCCGUCCCCUUCUCCAGCUCCGGCACCGCCAUCUACAACCGCCCCGUCCCCUUCUUCGACCCGGACUCCAACUCUACCGCUUCCUUCUCCACAACUUUCUCUUUCUCCAUCACCAACCUCAACCCGGCGUCGUCGGGCGACGGCCUCACUUUCUUCCUCUCGCCGGACAACCAGACCCUCGGCAGCCCCGGCGGCUUCCUCGGCCUCGUCAACUCCUCCCAGCUCACAAAGAAAAAAUUCGUCGCCGUUGAAUUCGACACCCGGGUCGAUUCCCACUUCGACGACCCCAACGGCAAUCACGUCGGGUUGGACGUCGACAGCCUGAUUUCGAUCAAGACCAGCGAUCCGAUUUCCGACGGCAUUGAUCUGAAGAGCGGGAAUACAAUCACAUCUUGGAUCGAUUACAACAGCGAUCGGCGUGAACUCAACGUGUUCUUGAGUUACACUAGUUUCAGGCCAGAAUUUCCUGUUUUAACGGUUCGUAUCGAUCUCUCUGAUUAUCUCAAGGAGAAUCUGUAUGUUGGUUUUUCGGCGUCCACAGAGGGAAGCACCGAGUUGCAUCUGAUUGAGAAUUGGAAGUUUCAGACUUCCGGAUUUCGCCCGAUUCGGCCUAAGAGUCAUCCUGCUCACAAUGUUUCGGAUAGUUCCGUGAUUAGGCCGCCAAUUCCGGUGGCUGAAUCAUCCAAUAGGCAUCGCAUGAGGCUCGGUCUGGGGCUUGGAAUCGCCGGUCCGGCCUUCUUCUGUGCGUUUCUCGUUGUUUUUGGGUGGAUUUCGAUUCGUAGAUGGAGGGGAAUCAGAAUGGAAAUGGGCCUAAAAUCAGAGCUCGUCACCGGGCCAAGACAGUUCAGCUACAGACAGCUGAAAUUGGCCACAAAGGGGUUCCAUUCCAGCAGGGUUCUAGGCCAUGGGGCUUUUGGUACUGUUUACAAGGCCCACUUCCCGGCCUCCGACACCGUUGCUGCAGUGAAGAGAUCAAAACACUCCCACGAAGGUAAAACCGAAUUCCUCGCCGAACUGUCGAUUAUUGCUUGUUUGAGGCACAAGAACCUGGUCCAGCUCCAAGGCUGGUGCGUGGAGAAGGAUGAAUUGCUGCUCGUUUACGAGUUCAUGUCCAAUGGAUCUCUUGACGAGGUGCUUUACAAAGAAUCCAGUGACAAUCCACUGAAAUGGCUGCACCGAUACAAAAUUGCGGUGGGGUUGGCCUCUGUCUUGACCUAUCUGCACCAAGAAUGCGAGCAGCAAGUGAUUCACAGGGACGUAAAAACCAGCAACAUCUUGCUGGAUGCGAACUUCAAUGCCAGGCUUGGGGAUUUCGGGCUGGCAAGGCUGAUGGACCAUGACAAGAGCCCUGUUUCGACUCUGACUGCCGGGACCAUGGGCUACCUGGCCCCCGAGUAUCUCCAGUACGGGAAGGCGACUGAGAAGACCGACGUGUUCAGCUACGGCGUGGUGGUGCUGGAAGUGGCCUGCGGGAAGAGGCCUAUCGAGAAGGAGCCCGGCAGCCAGAAGAUGGCGAAUUUGGUGGAUUGGGUGUGGAAAUUGCAUUCCCAAGGGAAGUUGAUUGAGGCGGCUGAUGUGCGGCUGAAGGGGGAGUUUGAAGAGGAGGAGAUGAAGAGGCUGCUGCUUGUGGGGCUGAGCUGCGCCAACCCCGACAGCGAGGCGAGGCCAUCGAUGAGGCGGGUUUUGCAGAUCCUCAGCAACGAGGCAGAGCCCAUCUGCGUGCCCCGGGUCAAGCCAAGCCUCACUUUCUCCUGCGCCUUGCCAUUGCGCCUGGAGGACAUUGUGGAAGAUGAUGGUGAAGAGGAGAGCAACAAGACAAUAGAAGGCGGCAUUAAUGUUGAGAUCAAAGUUGAGUGAAGUUUUGUUUUUGAAUUCUUUUGUUGUCUACUUCUUCUAUGGUGGUGUUAAAAGACAAUAAGUUCAGUGGCCUGAGUUCAAAGCCAUUCCAUUGAACUGCUUGGUCUUCCACUGCAAUUCUAGCUAUAUAUAUAGACAUCACUUCCACUGCAAUGCAGUAACUUGAAUCCGCAUCACAUGAACUUAGUGGUUCAUAUUAAAACCUUUCU